GCACCGCACCGGCUUCGCCCCCCGCGCCCGCCCGCCCGGCCCCCGGAGCCGCUGCCCGGCCGGAGGAUGGGGGAGCGGCGGCGCUGAGCCCCGGGGGCCGGCCGGCAUGGGCUCGGGGGCCGCGCUGCUGGCCACUGCCAUGUCGUCCUCCUUCUUCAACCCCAGCUUCGCCUUCAGCUCGCACUUCGACUCGGACAGCACCCCCCUGAGCGAGCUCUCCUGGUCCUCCUCGCUGGCGGUGGUGGCCGUUUCCUUCUCUGGGCUCUUCACCUUCAUCUUCCUCAUGUUGGCUUGUCUGUGCUGCAAGAAGGGCGACGUCGGCUUCAAGGAGUUUGAGAACGCGGAGGGGGACGACUAUGGCGCGGAGUUCUCGGCCCAGGGCUCGCCGGCGGUGCAGAAUGGCCCCGAGGUGUACAUCCUGCCCCUCACCGAGGUCUCGCUGCCCAUGUCGAAGCAGCCGGGGCGCUCAGUGCAGCUGCUCAAGUCCGCGGACCUGGGGAGGCACAGCCUGCUCUACCUGAAGGAGAUUGGGCACGGCUGGUUCGGCAAGGUGUUCCUGGGCGAGGUGAACUCGGGCAUCAGCAGCACCCAGGUGGUGGUGAAGGAGCUGAAGGCCAGCGCCAGCGUCCAGGACCAGAUGCAGUUCCUGGAAGAAGCCCAGCCAUACAGGGCUCUCCAGCACACCAACCUGCUGCAGUGCCUGGCCCAGUGCGCCGAGGUGACCCCCUACCUGCUGGUCAUGGAGUUCUGCCCGCUGGGUGACCUGAAGGGCUACCUGCGGAGCUGCCGGGGGGCUGACUCCAUGACGCCCGACCCCCUCACCCUGCAGAGGAUGGCUUGUGAAGUGGCCUGUGGCAUCUUGCACCUGCACAAGAACAACUACGUGCACAGCGACUUGGCUUUGCGGAACUGCUUACUCACUGCCGACCUGACUGUCAAGAUCGGGGACUACGGCCUCUCGCACUGCAAGUACAAAGACGACUACUUCGUGACGGCCGACCAGCUGUGGGUGCCGCUGCGCUGGAUCGCGCCCGAGCUCAUCGACGAGGUGCACGGCAACCUGCUCAUCGUCGACCAGACCAAGGCCAGCAACAUCUGGUCGCUGGGCGUGACCAUCUGGGAGCUGUUUGAGCUGGGCAGCCAGCCUUACCACCACUACUCGGACCGGCAGGUGCUCACCUACGCCAUCAAGGAGCAGCAGCUCAAGCUGCCCAAGCCCCAGCUGAAGCUGUCGCUGUCCGAGCGCUGGUAUGAGGUGAUGCAGUUCUGCUGGCUGCAGCCCGAGCAGCGCCCGACGGCGGAGGAGGUCCACCUGCUGCUCUCCUACCUGUGCGCCAAGGGGGCCACGGAGGUGGAGGAGGAGUUCGAGAAGCGCUGGAACUCCAUGAAGCCCAACAGCAGCUCCAGCGCCAGCCACCACGGCGCCGAGGUCUCGUCCUUCCCGCUGCUGGAGCAGUUCUCCGCCGACGGCUUCCACUCGGACGGGGAUGACAUCCUGACGGUCAUGGAGACCAGCCACGGCCUCAACUUCGAGUACAAGUGGGAGCACACUAAAGCCGAGCACUUCCAGGCGCCCGCGGGGGCCCUGAGCCCCAGCAGCGCCGCUCAGUACCAGGACCUGUACUACCCGGCCACCUCGGUGGGGCGGCUCAGCCUCGGCGUCUCGCCGUCCUGCUACGAGUGCAAGCGGCAGGGCUGCCAGAGCCUGCACACGCCCGGCGUGGUGCCCAUCCUGGCUGCCCACAGCCCCUCGCUCAGCAACGAGUACUACAUCCGCAUCGAGGGCCCCGCGGAGGGCGGCCCCGAGCUGGACUACACCAUGUGCUCCUACAGCCCCGACUACGAGGGCGGCUCCCCGGAUAAGGCGCCCUGCUGGCAAGCCCCAGGGGACACCGGCAGUGUCAUGUAUGACUCGGACAACAGCCCCACCGUCUCCCUGAGCAUGGAGCCGCUCCUGGGCCACGCGCCCCCCAGCGAGAGCUCCUGGGAGCACGCCGAAUACUACCCCUACGCCAGCCGCAGCAAGGAGCGCCGCUACUACGAGCCCUCCCCGAGCGACGGCACCGACCAGUACCUGCUGGAGGAGCCCCCGGAGACCGCCAGCAAAGCGUGGCCGGUGCCCGGCUUCUGCAAGAGCAUCUUCCAGGACCCCCUGGGCGUCUCGCCGUCGGUGAACUGUGCCUACAGCCCCCGCAGCUACGAAGAGCCUGACCUUGCUGGGAGACGGCUGGACUACCCGGGGCAGAGCGCGGCCGGCGGGACCCCCAGCUCCAGGCCGGACUGCGUCACACUGGAGCUGGGCGAGGAGAGCCCGUGCGGCAGCCCCGGGCGCCGGAGCCAGCAGGCGGGGGACGAGGCCUUCCUGGACGAGGCAAGCCCCGUGGCUCAGCACUGGACCUCCAACAGCUCGGCCAACAACAACAGCAGCAACUGUGCCCCGCCGCCCUGCGAGCCCCCCGCCAACGACAGCUGGUGCUACCGCCACAUGAUCACCUUCCGGGGGCUCAUGGCCGAGCCCCUGGGCUCGGUGCCGCGGGACGAGGCCGAGCUCGAGGACUCUCCGCCGGAGCGCCGGACCCCGCUGCUCAGGGGCUUCCGGAGAGUGCUGCGGGACCAGCCCCUCGCCAAGGACGGCGGCUUCCGGCCAGACCCCGUGGAGCGCGUGGCUCUGGCCACCAUGGAGGACUCCUCGGCCACCUCCUCGUCCUCCUCCUCCCCCUCCCCGCACUGCCUGGACCGGGACAGCAGUGACUCACGCGCCUGCGGUCAUUCGGAAGCGACGGCCCUGGCAGGCGUCCCCGGCGCACCACGUGCCUCGGGCGCAGAGCUCCCCGCUGACCCAGCGGCUGGAGCCGGGGCCCAGACGUGUGCCUACGAUGCCAGCGCGGCGCCGAGACCCGCCGAGAGAGAGGAGGGGAGCCGCCGUGCCCAGACGCCGCAGCCCAGGGGCAUGGAGCUGCCGGGGCUGGUGGAUUCGGGGCUGGCGGAGGUGGGGGCACCGCUCCAGCUUGCCGAGAGCCCGGCUGGGCCGGCCGAGGCAGCGUCCCUUGCUCUGGGGGUGGCGGAGUGGACUGUCCCUCCUGCCGAAGCGGAGGGGGAGCUUUGCUCCGACUGUGCCCACGUCCCCUCGGAGGCCUCGGAGGCAUCUAGCCAGGCCCCGAGAGACGUGACCGUGGAGAGCGGCAAGAGCCUGACCAGCGACCUGGACCGGACCCCGGACAAGACGUUCUCGAGCACCAGCUUCCCCGACACAGACGAGGGCAGCGACGAGGACACCACGGAGCUCACCUCCGGCAUCUUCACCGACUUCUCCAGCGACUACGUGGAGCGAGCGGACAUGGCCCCGUCUUUCAAGUCCCUGCAGAAGCAGGUGGGGACGCCGGACUCCCUGGACUCGCUGGACAUCCCGUCCACCGCCAGCUCCUGCGAAGUCUUCAGCCCCACGGCGUACAUCCCCUCCAGCCAGCCCAAGGCCCUGGACAGCGGCUACGACACCGAGAACAACGAGUCCCCCGAAUUCGUCUUGAAGGAGCCGCAUGAGCCCCGGGAGCCGGAGGCCUUCGUCCCACUGGGGAAGCCGCUCACGGGCGAAGAGGACGAUGCGGCCUCGGAGAUGCGGCUGUCUUCGUCCUUCAGCACCGAGCUGCACGGCCUGAGCGAGAAGAACCCGUACCGCGACUCUGCCUACUUCUCCGACUACGACGCGGAGGCGGAGCGGUACCCGAAGGAGGAUGAGGACAGCGACGGGUCUGAGGGCCAGGAGGAGGAGAGGGGCUGCUCCCAGCUGGACUCAGAGGAUUUGGGGAGAGCGGCGAGCCAGGGCGGUACUGGGGAGGAGACGUCUCACCCCUGCGACACCCCCGAGAGCGUGCAGGGAUCUGCCGGCGUUGCAGAGGCCUCCACGGAGGUCGAAGCUCCUGAUGGAGAUGUUGCAACUGCGAAGGAAGCCCUGGGAUCGGGGGCUUCCCCCUUGCCACCAGCGCCCAUGGUGGAUGCUGCUGCCGAAGCCGAGGAGAGGGUCUCGGGCCCCGAGCUGGACUCAGACGGCUCCAGAGAGGCAGACGGAAGUGAGCAUCCCCCAGCCCCCAGCCUCCCAGCGGGGCCCGUGCCAUCCAAAGUCUUCUUUCUGUCUCCAGUGGUUAUGAGCCCAGAGGAUGCGGCUCCCCCAAGCCCCGGCGUAGGCAGCCACGUGCCGGAGGUGGCCACAGAGCGGGCGCGAGACACCGAGGCCGGUGCUGGGCCGGUCGUGGUCCCCGGCUCCGACCCCGGGGAGCAGGAGCAAGUGUUGGAGGGGGAAGCGCGAGAGAAAUGCCCCAGCAUGGCCCCCGUGGAGGACGCGUCGCCCACCCAGGCUCCCCAGCUGUCUCUGGACCUCUCCACGCUGCAGCCCCCGCGGGAGCCGCGGCGGGACGAGCCGGAGGAGGAGGAGGAGGACACGGAGGACAGCGACGAGUCGGACGAGGAGCUGCGCUGUUACAACAUCCAGGAGCAGAGCGAGGAGAGCGAGGACGAGCCGGCGGCCGUGCCCAUCGUGGUGGCCGAGAGCCACAGCGCCAGGAACCUGCGCAGCCUCCUCAAGAUGCCCGGCCUGCUGCCCGAGACCUUCUGCGACGACCUGGAGCGCAAGAAGAAGGCCGUGUCCUUCUACGACGACGUCACCGUCUACCUCUUCGACCAGGAGAGCCCCACGCGGGACCUCGGCAACCCGACUUUCCCCGAGGCGGCCGAGUCUUCGCCGCAGCCCGCGCAGAACGACGGGUCCGGCCCCCCGAGCCCAGCAGACCGAGCGAAUGCCUCCGACGACUCCUCGGAUGGGAACGCCUCGGAAGAGAGUGGCGGAUUCGAGUGGGACGAUGACUUUCCGCUCAUGCCCGUGAAGUCGUCCCUCAUGUCCUCGCUGACGGUGACCGCGGUGGUGCCCGACCCAGCUGUCACCCCCCUGCCCGCGCUGGUCCCCGUCCAGAAGCAAGCGCUGCCCAUCCAGCUCUCGCGGUUCACGGUCUCGCCGGCCCCGGUGUCCAGAUUCUCCAUCACGCACGUCUCCGACUCGGACAUGGAGUCCAUAGGAGCAGCUUCAACUGUUUUUCGUGGCCACAACUAGCAACUUAUCAUCCUCAGGAUCAUGCUUCGUUAUGCACAAUUAUGGGUCUUCUCUGGGGGGGUGGGACCUAGGCCCCUUGGGGGCUGGGGGUGGCCCAAGGCCUGGGCUCUCUGUGACUGCCAUUCAGUGGCUGGGUGCAGUCCUGGGGCUUGGAGGAGCUUGGUGGCCUCCUGCGGUGUGGUAAAGCCAGGGGCUGAAUGCCUGCUUGUGUGCCUCUUGCCUGGGCUGGGCAGCUGCUCUCUUUGGCAGAUGGAAGAGCUGAGUUUUGGCUGCAUACGUGGCGUGGCACCCCGCUGUUCCCCCCACCCCUGGCACCAGGGCUUUCCAAAAGAAAGAAGCAGAAAGAGAGCAGGGAAGCAGGCACUUGAGCCCAGGGGUGUUUUGGGCAGGCGCCCACCACCAGGCUGGCUCGGGUAGCCCAGCACUUGGGGGUUUUGGAGGGGCAGGGCCUGCUCGAAGGGGCGCACAAUAGCUCGGUGGCUGGCGUGGGUGAGGCUCUGGGCUCGCGUUGGUGCCGCGUGUUUCUUCGUGAGACCGGGGUGCGUGGCGGGGAGGAGGUUCGUCCUCAGGCUCAGCCUCUCCGCGCGCUCUCUCUGUUGCAGGUAGCAGCGAAGACGGGGACAGAGAGUGAGCGCGCCCGCCGGGCCGGUUGGAUUCACCCCCGCCAGCAUCGGCUUCCACCUCCGAGCUGCGGAGAGGAGAUGGAGGCCAGGAGCUCGGCCUUGCCCACGGACUCCUGGACCUUGCUCUAUGUGUUUUUUUUUAAGGCAGAUUUUAUGGGCAGGAUUUUGCUUGCUGGAGCAGCUGCCGGCGGCCCCCGCGGCGCGGUGGUUGGUGGAGACUGUGCGCCUGCCUCUGUAUGUGUGUGCGCGUGUGUGUGAGUGUGCGCAAGUGGGCGUGCGUGCGUGUACAUACACCUAUAUAAAUUAUAGCAUUUAAAGGGUAGCGCCAUGACCUUGCUAACAUCGCUGACUCCCCAGCUUGGCCAUUUCGCCACCCAGCAGAGCCCACGCUUCACCGGCUCCCUGAGAAGAGCCCAGCCUCGCCUCCCCGUGACGACCCCCGUCUCGUUCUGUCCGGUCGGACCCGACCUGCAGUCAGCUUGGCACUCGUGUGCUUUCACGCCAGUAGUGAGGAGCGGGUGCCCCCCUGCCACCCCAACCACGUGCCGCUGCUGCCCUGCCUGCCGGCACUCUGUUGCUUGGUACCAAGGCACCGUUCGUCUGUGCUGCUGGUUUUUCCGCCUUCCCGCUGGGUGUUUGUAACCUCCAGAGACGCCCCCUGCUCCUGGCACUGGGUUGGAUGCCUCCCAUGGGUGGAAGAAGAGAGCUCGGGAUGGUCACAGCAGUGCUCAGCGUUGGGGCCAAGGAUGGGAAGAAGCAGGUUCGGCCCCUGCCGCACGUUUUGGCUUUGGACAGACGCAGGGAAGCUGGAGAAAGGGCCUGGAUGUGCACCAAGCCCUCCUGUGCCCUGCCUUCAUCGCCAGUGACCAGAAGACGCUCGUGGCACUUUGCUGUGCUUUUCCAGGACUUUCGCUAGCCCUGAGGGGGUCUGGAUCCCAGCCCUUGGCUCCACGGCGGGGCCUGCGGCUGGAGGCUUAGGAGCGCUGUGCAAUGGCGACUGGCCGAGGGAGAGCGGCGCAGCCCGUCGAGGGGCCGUGCGGCAGGGCGGCUGCUGGUGGCCCAUAGACCAAACCCUGAGGGGCUGUUGUCUUGCCUGGGCCAAUGGGGACAGAAAACGUCUGCCUUCUCGUCUGCAGGCCGGGUGGCUGUCAGAGGCUGUCUCCUUGCGGGCAGGGGUGGGCGCAGGGCACACCAGGAUGGGGGCAGCUGCUGCUGAGCUCCGCACCAAGCUCCCUGCAGCACCCCGGGCACGCGUGGUGCUGAUGGGCAGUGCCCUCAGGGGCUGGAGGGGAGGGGGGUACCCCAUUUUCCAUGAUCCCCCCCCACCGCAGUUCCUCAUGCAUCUGCACCCUGGGGCGGAGGUCCCGGAGGUGCUGCCCACAGUGACGCCAAGCCCCAUGGCUGCGGGGGUGCAGCGUGUUCGGCUCCAGGGCAGGUGUCUGGGGCACCGAGUGCAUCUUCAUUUGCACCCAUCACCCCUGCGUGGGCUUUUGCCCUUCUCCCAGCAGCAAGGAUCGAACGAGCGUGGAUCUAAGUAGCGUAGCCCCCUGCUCUCAUCGCCACCACUGCCGUGCUGAUGUGCCAGCCCUGAGACCCCGGGGCUGGGGGGGGUUGUGCUGCCCCUCCCCUCACCCACCCUGUCCCCUUCUUCCUUGGCAGCUCACAUCUGCUCCUGGCUCCAGUGCAAGGGGCCUUUUCUAAGCAGGAAUGGGGCAGGGGAGCCAGGCUGUCCCCAGCACCCCCGGGCACUGCCCCUUGUCCAGCUCUGCCACCCACCCAGGCCGCUUGUUGGGAUUCGGCCGAGCGAGAGGAGGGCGGGCAGCUUGCUGGGAGGAACAGGAGCAUCUGCAGUUGGUGCUGCCGGAGGCUUUUUUCUCCAGGGGAGAGUCUUGCCCCACCCCACAAAAAAAGGGCCUGCUCUGACAGGCUGGCCCAUUCACUCCUUGUCACCCCCUCCCCCCCCCCAAAGGUUAGAGGAGCUGGAAGGGAAAGGCAGCGCGCCCAAGCCCUGCUCAGCAGGGGUCUGGCACUGGGGGGGCGGGCGCUCGGUGAAGUCAGAGCAGGGUGCUGCUCCAUGACACCCCCACCCGCAGCACUGCUAGCCCCCCCACCCCGCCCCACCCGCCAGCCUUGGGCCAGCCUGUCCUGCAGCGCCGGAGGUGCCAGGGGGUGUGCGCCAACCACCGGCCCCGUCCUCCAUUGCACACACACACACACACACACACACACACACGCCUUGCUAAAGCUGCCAGUAUGUGCCCCCAACACACACACACACACACACACACACACACACACACACACACACACACCCUUGCCACCCUAAAGCUGGCAGCGCGUGCAUGUGUGUGUGUGCGCGCGCGUAUGAGAGACACCCCGACACACACACACACACACGCCUUGCUAAAGCUGCCAGUAUGUGCCCCCAACACACACACACACACACACACACACACACACACACACCCCUUGCCACCCUAAAGCUGGCAGCGCGUGCGUGUGUGUGUGUGCGCGCGCGUAUGAGACACACCCCGACACACACACACACACACACACACACACGCCUUGCUAAAGCUGCCAGUGUUUGCGCACCCCCCCAACACACACACACACACACACACUCUCCUUUCCACCCUAAAGCUGCCAGUGUUGUUCCCCCUGCCCCCCCUCCCCACCCACCCACACCCACGCACGCACGCACGCACGCACGCACACGCUCCGGGCCUGCUAAAUGCUGCAGAUGGCAAAUUACCAUCUCACGUGUGUGCUGGCAAUUAAGAGGCCUGCGCCCAGCCCGCCUCCGCCACGGGGCACUGGGGGCCUGCCUGCCUGGCGGUGCUGGGCAGGGUUUUUGGGGGGGCCGGGGCGUGUCGGGUGUUGCUCAUGGUCUGUGCAGCACCGAGCGCAGGCGAGGAGGAGGCUGGCUAGAGCUGUCCCCAGUGUGGAGGACCUGCUGGGUCUGCAGCUGCCUGCCGGUGGCUGCGAUCCUGCCAAGCAGAGCGUUGGAAAUGCCAUCACGCCAGGAACCGCACCAUGCCCACUGCACCCAGAGCACCCCCCCAUAUUACCCCCCCCCAGAUCCACGCUCAUCCAAGCCCAUUAUAAGCAACGCACUGGUGCUGGGGCACUGGGGGUGGGGAGUUGUUGCCUGGCAGGGACAACUUCCAGGCCACAGCCCCGUCCCAGGGCAGUCACGGGGGGCUUAGGCAUGGAGCGGGCCGGCCCUGGGUCAGCAGGAGUGGUCCUUGCCCUCGUAUCAUCUUGUCGGGCUAGGUGGACAGCACCCCAGGGUUUGGUCUAUGCCUCUGGAGGGGCAGCACGCGGGCAGAGCUACGUCUGGGAUUAUUUUUUUUAAAGAUAGAAAGGCUACGACAUUGUCUAUUUUAUCAAUACGGGUCAUACUUGCUGUAUUUUUUAUCAGUGCUGAUGUCCAUGCAGCUCCCAGCAUGUGUGUCAACUCUCAUUGGUCCAAUAAUAAACUUUUUAAAAUAUC
Alligator mississippiensis (American alligator) is the source of this 9217-nucleotide messenger RNA. It is a transcript of the gene LMTK1, whose product is annotated as apoptosis associated tyrosine kinase. Lineage: Eukaryota; Metazoa; Chordata; Crocodylia; Alligatoridae. Gene Ontology annotation, biological process: brain development; peptidyl-tyrosine autophosphorylation. The record is from RefSeq and is a predicted model, not a curated record. Gene Ontology annotation, molecular function: protein tyrosine kinase activity; ATP binding. The coding region runs from base 107 to 5101 and encodes 1664 amino acids. The transcript has 16 exons.